Molecule: messenger RNA, 423 nt
Organism: Rhea pennata
Lineage: Eukaryota; Metazoa; Chordata; Aves; Rheiformes; Rheidae
Gene: C7H10orf105
Product: chromosome 7 C10orf105 homolog
Exons: 1
Coding region: 1-423 (140 amino acids)
Source: RefSeq, a predicted model, not a curated record
AUGAGCAUGGAGGAUGUUGCCAACGGGACCUCUCCCGCUCCCACCCUCUUUGGCUUUCUGGUUCCGACUGCCACGCUGGUGCCACCAGGCACCGCAGCACCGGAGAAGGCAGACCCGCUGCCCGUCAUCAUCGCGCUCGUCUGCAUCUUCCUCCUCCUGGCCAGCUGCCUCGUCUUCGUUGCCCUCUGCAAGCCGGCGGCCCUGGACGGCUCCCGCUGCGGGCCGCGCGAGCGCAUGCCCUACCCCGGGGAGGAUGCCAGCGAGCCCCAGCUGCGGCUCUGGAAGCGGCUGGGCUCCCUGCGCCGCUCCAUCGGCAGCUUCCGCAGGAGCCGGCCCGCGGGAGUCUCCCAGAGCCAGCAAGCCUGCCCCAGGAGACCCCCUGCCCGCUGCGACUGGGACUUCCUGGAGUCCACCAAAAUGUGA